AUGAAAAAUGGCUUGGGCUCUUCCUGGACGCUCCUCUCCAACUAUCUCUCUCUGGCCGCUGCAGUGACAUGUUAUACACCGGAUGGGACUCUUGUCGUCAACUCUUUAUAUCAGCUGUGUAUUCCCAUUUCGGACAUCCAUUCAAUGUGCUGUAGGCUGAACGGCACGAUCCGGAUACAGGAACUCUGGUGCCGUGGUAGCUCCACCUUCUGCUGCAAUACGCACGAAAUAUCUAGCUUAGGUCCGACACCGGUCGGUACUGAUCCAAAUUCCAGUGUAACCGCUACCGCUGCUCCUACGACAACAGUAACUGCCAUCCCGACAGAAGAUAGCAGCAAGAAUAAGGACGAGUCCGAGAGACUGACGAAGGUUGCGAUUGGAGUCGCGGUGGGUGUCCCGUUGGCAUGCAUAGCUGUGGGUAUGUAUGGUGCUGGAUAUCUCUUGGGCAGAAGAAGUACGCAGAAGAUCCUGUCGCCAGCGAAGUUUGAACCCCGUGCUAUGAGUAUUCCGCUGAAGAAACCGAAAGGGGAGAUAGGGCGUCCGCGUCGGUCUGACGACGCUGCCAGUAUGUAA
Messenger RNA from Aspergillus welwitschiae, 573 nucleotides. RefSeq lists its product as uncharacterized. Bases 1 to 573 code for a protein of 190 amino acids. Lineage: Eukaryota; Fungi; Ascomycota; Eurotiomycetes; Eurotiales; Aspergillaceae. The transcript has 2 exons. The record is from RefSeq and is a predicted model, not a curated record.